CAGGGGUGGACUGACCAUUUGGAAACUCGGGCACUGCACGAGGGCCCGGGGUCAGUAGGGGGUCCCAUGAGAUGCCCCUGGUACCUUUUUCAUAGGCUUUUUUGAGCUUGGGCAAGGACACAGGGGCCCCAUGAUCCCCUAUUGCCCGGGGGCCCCAUGAGUUGUCAGUCCGCCCCUGGUUGCCUAAUAUCUUUUAUUGCUGCACUUGGCACCACCCCUCUUUUUCCACAACAUUUGGCCAGUAGAACAAUACAAAAU
Molecule: messenger RNA, 258 nt
Organism: Staurois parvus
Lineage: Eukaryota; Metazoa; Chordata; Amphibia; Anura; Ranidae
Source: the annotation of a GenBank genome assembly